ACAUGAUACAUGUGUUUUUUUAAAUAACAACAGUAUGUUGUAAACCACAAAGCUUUAAUUUCAUUCACAAAAAAACUAAACAACCUAAAAAUCUACCUUUUACAUAUAGUGUGUAAAAAAAACAACAGCACUGAUGUAUUCAUUAGGUUGUUUAUUUCUUUUUAUAGUUACUGUCUGAAAAGGCUAUAUGUAUAUCUAAAUAUUUAAAUUAUCUACUAUAUUUGUUCAUAUUAACCCUUAUACUGUAUUAGGGUCAAAUUUGACACCCCUAAAAAUGGGCUCUAUUUUUUUUUUUUUUUUCAAUUUUUAUUUUUUUAUUUAUUUUUUUGAUGAAAACGAGUGGUGUAUUCAAAGAUAAAAUGUCUACUGAGCCAAAAAAUAAAAUUAAAUGCAACGCUUACAUGGAUAUAAGUGUAUAACAAGUUAGAUAUGUGGUGGAAAACAAUACAGGACGAUAAACUAAACUAACUAAUCAUUUUUUAUUAUUAUUAUUAUUUGACGAUUUUGGACUGGAUUAAGUCAAGGGUCAAUUUUGACCCGCUAACACAAAAGGCGUGGGCAGCUUUCUAACACAUUAUAAGGGUUAAAUAAACAAAAUAAACCGUCCAGUCUUACACUGUUUCACUGGAGGGCGCUAAUACAAAGCACCAGGUGGUCUGUGACCAACUUGAGGAGGAGGAGGAGGCCAUUCACUAGCCUGUUUUAGCUACUGUUAGCUAGCCGGCGGCUAACGAGCAAGCUAAAACACCCGUUUGUCUUGAUGUCGUCUGUCUUACCAAGUGAUGGCAAGAGAACAUUGUUCACGGACAGAAGCUGAACUGUAUUACCUCAUUGCCAGAUUUCUUCAGUCUGGACCUUGUAAAAAAUCAGCACAGGUUCUGAUCGAGGAGCUGGAGGAGUAUGAGUUGGUCCCGCAACGAUGGAGUUGGGACGGGAAGAAAUACAAACGGACUUUCCAGGACUGGGUGAUUUUGAACCAACACAUUCCUGCGGACUAUCUGCUCCGUGUGUGUCAGCGGAUCGGUCCCCUUAUAGAGAAGGAGAUCCCACCUAGUGUUCCUGGAGUCCAGACGCUGCUGGGACUGGGAAGACAGUCUCUACUUCGCACCACCAAAAGUUGUGGUCACAAAGUAUGCAGUGGCUCAGCUGUUGCUGCGCUCCACCGAGGUCGUCCCCCAGAACCUCCGGUCAACAAUGGAUGUCCUCCAAAUAUUGUGCCCAUCGUUGGGGCCCGCCAGGCCACAGGCACAACUCGUUUUGGCCAGGUCCUGCCGUCUUCAUCCUACCAACACAUGAAGAUACACAAGCGAAUCCUUGGCCACCUUUCUGCAGUCUACUGUGUAGCCUUCGACCGCACCGGCCGUCGGAUAUUUACGGGUUCUGAUGACUGUCUGGUGAAAAUCUGGGCCACGGAUGAUGGCCGGCUCCUGGCAACACUCCGCGGCCACUCAGCAGAGAUCUGUGACAUGGCUGUCAAUCACGAGAACAGCCUCAUUGCCUCGGCCAGCUGUGACAAAAUCAUUAGAGUCUGGUGCCUACGGACUUGUGCACCUAUCACUAUUCUGCAGGCCCAUGCUGCCUCCAUCACAUCCAUACAGUUUUGUCCUGCUGUCAAAGGGACAACGCGAUAUCUGGCCUCAACAGGUGCUGACGGCAUGGUGUGUUUCUGGAAGUGGCACUCUCUCAGCAUGAAAUUCAAUGAUCAGCCAGUCAAGUUUGUUGAGCGUUCGCGACCAGGAGUACAAGUGUCCACUUCUUCUUUCAGUAGUGGUGGCAUGUUCAUGGCUACUGGUGGCACAGAUCACAUGAUCAGGGUGUAUUACCUUGGUGCUGAAACGCCAAUGAAGGUCUCUGAAAUGGACGCUCACACUGAUAAAGUUGUUGUCGUCCAGUUUAGCAAUAACAGUGACAGCCUAAGGUUUGUGAGUGGCAGUCGUGACGGCACAGCCAGGAUUUGGCAUUACCAGCAACAAGAAUGGAAGAGUGUCACGUUAGACAUGGCUGUAAGGCUGCCAGGGAGCACUGCUGCCAACGGGGAUGAUAAAGUCAAGCUGGUGGUGACCAUGGUGGCCUGGGACCGCACAGAUGCCACCGUCAUCACAGCCGUGUCAAACUACCUGCUGAAAGUGUGGAGUGCAACAUCUGGACAGCUGCUGCAUGUUUUGUCGGGUCAUGAUGACGAGGUAUUCGUGAUGGAGGCUCACCCAUUCGACUCUCGUAUCAUGCUGUCUGCUGGCCACGAUGGCAACAUUUUCAUCUGGGACCUCAGCAAAGGAACCAAGAUCCGCAAUUUCUUCAACAUGAUCGAGGGCCAAGGUCACGGUGCUAUUUUUGACUGCAAGUUCUCAAGUGAUGGGCAGCAUUUUGCCUGCACUGACUCACAUGGCCACUUGCUGAUCUUUGGUUUCGGCUGCAGCAGACCAUACGAGAAGAUCCCUGACCAGAUGUUCUUCCACACCGACUACCGACCUCUUAUACGUGACUCUAAUAACUACGUUCUGGACGAGCAGACACAACAAGCCCCUCACCUCAUGCCUCCACCUUUCCUGGUGGACGUCGAUGGAAAUCCUCAUCCUCCUCACUACCAACGCCUGGUGCCAGGAAGAGAAAACUGCAAGGAGGAUCAGCUUAUACCUCAGCUAGGAUACAUGGCCAACAGUGAUGGAGAGCUGGUUGAGCAGGUACUUGGCCAACAAACGGCUGAAAAUGAAGAAAACCUGUUGGACAGUCUCAUCAGACAGUUGCAGAAUGAGCAGGAUGAGCGUCAGAACGUAGAACAGCAGGCUGAAGGGGAAGAGGCUGGUGAUGGAGCAGAGGCGAUGGACUCCUCUCCAACCAAUGGACCUCGCAGAAGUGGGCAGGUUGAUGGGGUGUGGCAGAUGCAGCAUAAUGCCCUUCGCAGUCAAGUAGCCACAGAGAGGGAUCUGCUGGCCUGGAGCCGUAGAGUGGUGGUCAAUGAAGUACCGCAAGGAGUAUUCAGAGUAUCGGAGGAGAACAGACAAGCUAAAGGAAACAUGGAAUGUUCUCUAUACAACGUGGAGAGGAGGAAGAAACCAGUAACCUGCACACCCAAGAGCGAUCAGCUUACUUCUCGCCUGCGCUCCCUGCGUCCGACCAAGAAGAAGCAGCAGCACCACACCUAUCAAACCCGCUCAGCUCAAGUCCGCCGUCCUGGUAGCAGAAGUCGACAUUCCAGCAACCGAAGGAACUCUGACAGCCAGAUAGACUCUGACAGUGACAGAGAGGCGGCAGAACAGGCGGAGCAAACCGAUGCCUCCUCUGACGGUGAAACCCAGUGGCAAGAUGAAAGCAGCUCCAGUGACUCCUCCAGUGAAUACUCUGAUUGGACAGCUGAUGCAGGCAUCAACCUUCAGCCACCAAAGAGACCUACCAGGAGGCCCGUACAGCCUGCAGGUUACAGCAGCUCUGAGGAGGAAGAAGGCGGUGACGAGGCCAAGGAGGCAAAAAAGAAGGAAGAUGAGAAGAAGAAGAAGCCCAAGGAGACAAAACAGAAACCCACAUCUUCCCUGGGUGGACUUGAUGCUGAGGAGUAUUUGCCGCCGUCAUGGAUAAUGGAAACGAUCCCACGCCGCUCUCCUUUUGUUCCACAAAUGGGAGAUGAGCUCAUCUACUUCAAACAGGGCCAUCAGGCCUACGUCCGGGCUGUACGCAGGGCCAAAGCCUACAGCAUCAACCCUCAGAAACAACCGUGGAACAGACUCAACCUCAGGGACCAGGAAUCUGUGAAAGUGGUUGGAAUCAAGUACGAAGUGGGACCCCCCACACUCUGCUGCCUAAAGCUGGCUUUCUUGGACCCAGUCUCAGGGAAGAUGACCAACGAAUCUUUCUCCUUAAAGUAUCACGACAUGCCGGAUGUCAUAGACUUUCUGGUUCUGCAGCAGUUUUACCAAGAGGCAAGAGAGCACAACUGGCAGCCAGGUAUGAGGUUCCGCAGCAUCAUUGAUGACGCCUGGUGGUUUGGAUCUGUGGAGGAUCAGGAGCCGCUGCAGCUGGAGUAUCCAGACAGCCUGUUUCAGUGCUACGCAGUGAAGUGGGAUAAUGGUGAGCAGGAGAAAAUGAGUCCCUGGGACAUGGAGCCUAUUCCUGAGGAAGCUGCGUUGCCCGAGCACGUUGGCGAUGGGGUGGAGGUGGCAGAAGAGGAGAUGAAAGCUCUGCUCUACAGGCCUCAGGAGGGAGAAUGGGGGGCUCACACACGGGAUGAAGAAUGUGAGAGGGUCAUCCAUGGCAUUGACCUGCUCCUGACACUGGAUGUAGCCAAGGCGUUUGCAUUACCGGUGAAUUUGCAGGACUACCCUCUGUACUGCACUGCAGUGGCUUACCCCACCGACCUCAGCACUAUCCGCAAACGACUGGAGAAUCACUUCUACAGGCGGAUCUCUGCAUUAAUGUGGGAGGUGCGUUACAUUGAACACAAUGCACGCACUUUCAACGAACCCCAAAGCCCUAUUGUAGCAUCUGCCAAGGUGGUUACUGACGUUCUCCUCCAUUACAUUGGAGAUCAGAGCUGCACUGACAUCUUGGAUCUGUAUCACAAACUGAAAUCUGAAGUCAGCAGUGGAGAAGAAGCAGAGGUUGACUUGGAUGUGGACUCGGACAGUCCAGGCACAUCUACAGGCCAUCGGGGAGCCAACUCGAGUUCUAAGAAGCGUGGUGUUGUUCUGGAUGUAAAAGCGUGGCGAGGUCAGUGUCGAGAGCUCCUGCGACGAAUGAUAGUGUCCCCGGAUUCCGAACCAUUCAGACAGCCUGUGGAUCUCUUCGAGUAUCCGGACUAUCGAGACAUCAUUGACACUCCAAUGGAUCUCGGUACAGUAUCAGAGACACUGGCAGUAGGAAACUAUGAAAAUCCAAUGGAGUUUGCCAAAGACGUCCGCCUCAUUUUCAGCAAUUCUAAAGCAUACACACCAAACAAGAAAUCACAGAUCUAUACCAUGACCCUCAGCUUGUCGGCCUUCUUUGAAAAACACAUCAUCUCUAUCAUAUCUGACCACAAGUCUGCCAUUCAGAACGAACGGCGGUCUCGUCAGAGACUCAGUUACAGAAGCAGAUUGCACAAUGGAGGCAGUUCUCCGCCUAAUAGUCCCUCUCCCAGCCCUAAAGGGAAGCACAAGUCAGGGAAGGUGUCAAAGCCAAAAAAGUCCCAGACCUCGUCGAGGAAUCGUUCUCAGAGACAAAGUCAAGCUCAGCAAAGCAGCAGUGUAGCAGAGGAAGAGGACAUGCAGGAUUCUUCCCCAAGUUCAGGGAGAAGCAGCAGGAGCAGAAGUCAAGGGCCACACCUGGUGACCCGCAGCCAAGCAACUCCGGUGAAGAAGUCAGGGCGCCAGCGUAACUUGCAUCUAAGUAAUGGCUCCAGACAGCGCCAUGGGAGGGAAGCGCCGCAGUCGGACAAUGACAGGGAGGCAUCCAGAUCCAACAGCUCCUCAUCCUCCUCCUCUUCAUCAUCCUCCUCGUCCUCCUCGUCAUCGGACAGCGAGAACAGUUCUGAUUCUGAGAUGGAGAAGUAUGUGGAAGGAGGAGAUCACGACUACUACAGCAAAGCCCCCUCCCUGUCAGCACGCCUCUCUGCCAAGGGUCAGGUGGCAGCCUCAGGGAAAAGGAGACACAAAGGAGGAGAGGACAUGGCACAGAUGGCUAAAAGGGCACGAGUGCAGCUGCCAGUAAAGGUGGAGGAAGAAGAAGAAGAAGAAGAGGAAGAUGAGGAAGAGGGGGAGGCUGAGGAAGAAGAAGAAGAAGAAGAUGAGGCGGAGGAGGAGGAUGAAGACGAAGAGGCGGAAGAGGAGGAGGAGGAAGAAGAGGCAGAGGAGGAGGCGCCAGAGCAGCAACAACAGGGUGAUGUAAAACAUGAAGAGGAAGAUGGAGAGGAGGAGGAAGAUGAAGAAGAGGAGGAGGAGGAGGAGCCUGAUGAAGAGGAGGAACCUGAGGAGCAGGAGGAGGAGGAGGAGGAUGAUGAGGUGCAGAGACAGGCAGCAGCAGCUAACAGUCAGAGAGGCAGCCAGUGCAAGUCUCGACGUGUCAACACGCGCAACCAGGGCCGAAGGACAGUUCUGUACAGGGACGACUCAGAGGAUGAUGGCCAUGGGUCAAAGGACGACCCCCUCAACCUCGGCAUGUCCCGCUCAGGACGGGUACGCCGUAUGACUGAGAAAGCCCGUGUCAGCCACCUCAUGGGCUGGAGCCACUGACACGCCGCCCCUUUCCAAACCUCAAUUAAAAACUGAGAAAUGAGAAACACAUCAGGGAUUUUUUUUUCUUUCUUUUUUGUACAAGUUUGUGUAUAUAAUAUAUAUAUUAUUUUCUUUUUAUCUGAGACCGCUUAUGACUCUCAAACUACAGCUGGUGCUUGUGAAAUGUUGCCACGGAUUUUUGGUCCCUGGUCGACAGAGCUACUGUUCAACAUGGACCCUCUCCGGCUGGACUAACUCACCUCGGCCUUACUGCUCGCUGGGAGAGCCUUUACUACACUGCACCCACUCUUCUCCUCUUCAUCCUGCGUGUUUCACCUCUCUGAAACAACAUGUCCACUCCUCUUCCCUUCCUCCCCGACUUUUCGUCCUCCCGGUCACCAAAGAAGGAUGCGGAGAUGCCAAAAAUGGUGCUCAUAUUUCUCUCUUUUGAUUUUUCAGCAGAACUCGUGCUAGUGGUCACUGUUUCCGUUACGACCACUGUGAGACGUGUGGGGUCACUCUGGGUAUCUGAUAGUGAGAGCUCACAUCAUUUGAAUUUGUCCUGUGUAGUCUGGGGACAAGCAAUACUGGCGGCACCAUUGUAAUAUCUCUCCUCAUGUCCUUUGGCCUGUGAAUGUUAAAUGUUUUUUCCCCCGCUUCCUUUUUCUGCUGUUGACUGUUUUUCUCUGGAUCUUCAAUUCUUGUAUUUAGGUAGAACUGGGUGCUUUAAAAACAAAGAAAGUGAUUUAUCUUUUCUUUCUUUGGGUAAGGAAGCCACUGCAUCCUGUUUGCAUUUGUACUGUUGGAUCAGAACACCUUGUCCACCCAAGCGUAUGCAAAAGCAAAAGGGUCCUUGGCCGAAUCUCUUCCACAGAUAUUUAUUUUUCCAUUGUAUUAUACUUGGGUUACUAUUUGGUUUUGUUAGUAGUGAUGAGGAAAAGGAAAUAUUUGCACAUUUACCUACUCCAUGUGGCAGCUGAGUAACAUAGAGAUAUUUGAGGAAAAGACCUCUCAUGAAUUUUGUGUAAGAAUGUUUGAACUGUGCCAGCACACUCUCCAUUUUUAAGUUGAAUAGGAUAGAAGUAGAACCGCCUGUGCAUGAUUAAGCUGAAGGUCCCGUCGGGUAGGCUUUCUCCUGGUUUAAAUCAAAAGUAGCAGUCGCAGAUCAGCGCUUUGUUGGUGUGUUCCCGGCCCCUCCCCCCCAUGUGUGACUCUGACCGGUCGGAAAUCUAAAUACGAGGCGUCUCUCCUGCAGAACGAGGUGCAUUCUUUUUCUGUCACACUAAUAAUGUUUACUUUGUGCAGUCGUGCAGACGUUGCGCUAAAUCAUUUGAGGCAGCGUCCAGUCGGUACAAAAUUUGACUCGCCUUCUCAUAUCUACACUGGGUGCUCGAAUCCAAACACACCUCCUCUUCCCUCCGUGUGGUCGCUGACAUGACAGGGAGAGCAGUCUCUGAGGUUAUUUUAGUGUCACCUUCUCAGAGAACAAACACACACUUCGGCAUAUCUUACAUGUCCAAGCAGCAGCAGCAUUAACUGGUGUGUUGAAAUGAUUCUAGCUGAGUGUGAGAGGACUAUGAUUCUUAUUUUGGAAUCUUAUUUUCACAUAGUAGAUGGCGCUUAGUCUCGACUCGAAGCAUCAGACUAGUAAACAACAAUUCUACUGUAGGUGGAAUAAGAUUACAUGACUGUCUUUUAUACAUGAUGAUUUGAUUGUAUGCAUUUUCUUUUUUUAAUAAAAUAAAAAGAGUUUCUCUUGA
Molecule: messenger RNA, 7942 nt
Organism: Mugil cephalus (flathead mullet)
Lineage: Eukaryota; Metazoa; Chordata; Actinopteri; Mugiliformes; Mugilidae
Gene: brwd3
Product: bromodomain and WD repeat domain containing 3
Exons: 40
Coding region: 783-6200 (1805 amino acids)
Biological process (GO): cytoskeleton organization; regulation of cell shape; regulation of transcription by RNA polymerase II
Cellular component (GO): nucleus
Molecular function (GO): protein binding
Source: RefSeq, a predicted model, not a curated record